This is a messenger RNA of Drosophila ananassae, 2576 nucleotides long. Its product is annotated as BTB/POZ domain-containing protein 7-like. The record is from RefSeq and is a predicted model, not a curated record. Gene Ontology annotation, biological process: morphogenesis of a branching epithelium. Bases 1 to 2397 code for a protein of 798 amino acids. NCBI's taxonomy places the organism in Eukaryota, Metazoa, Arthropoda, Insecta, Diptera, Drosophilidae. Gene Ontology annotation, molecular function: protein binding. The transcript has 3 exons.
AUGAUAUACCUAUAUCACCUUUUAGGAUCUUCAAAUGUUGACGUUAGCGUUUUGUGUCAGCUGGGUGAAAGUUUUGGUACUCCGAACCCACUGGAACAUGAUUUACGAUACUUAUUGGAAACAGGUGACUUUGCAGAUGAAGCACUAGUGUUUACAGCAGAUGGAACAAAUGAUCAUUUAAGACAAGACUCAGGAUCCUCGGAGUAUGGAUUUCGUCCAAAAAUCAAACUUCCUUGCCAUAAAGCAAUAUUAAGCGCGCGGUCACCAUUUUUUCGAAAUUUAAUUGCGCGGCGUACACGUAAAAUAGAUGAGUAUGUAGAACGAUCUUUACACGUUCCGACUCGUAUUGUGUUAGACGAAACUGUUAUUCCAAAAAGGUAUGCACGCGUAUUGCUUCAAGCUAUUUAUUUAGACACAGUAGAUUUGACUUUGAUCUUGCGUGGUGUUGGAUCAAGUACAACAGCGGGUUCUCUAGGAGAAGUCCAUGCUUUAACCAACACUGGCCGAGUGCGUCCAACAACUCUUGAAGAAGCUAUGGAGCUAUAUCAAAUCGGACGUUUUUUGGAACUUGAUAUAUUGGCCCAAGGAUGUGAGGAUUUGAUUUUAGAAUGGUUAUCUCUAGACACCUUACCCACCGUUUUAAGGUGGGGCUGCCAACCUUAUGGUUCUGCAUGGGUUUUUCGACAAGCUUGUCAAUAUUUGCGAGAAGAAUUUUCGGCUGUUAGCGCCUCGCCAGUUCUGCAUCAAUUGGAUAAAUCCCAGUUAAUACAUGUAUUGCACAGUAACUUUUUACAAGCGUCGGAGUUAGAAAUAUUGCAAGCGGUUUUAAAAUGGGGCGAGCAAGAACUUAUUCGACGUAUGGAAGAUAGAGAACCAAAUUUGUUGUCACAUACAGCCCAUUCAGUAACACGCAAAGGUGUAAAAAAACGCGACAUAAGUGAUAUAGAACUAAGAGAAAUUCUGUCAGAACUGCUACCUUUAGUACGGAUGGACCAUGUCUUACCCCCUCAUUGUGACGUUUUAUGUCAAGCCAUUCGAAGAGGUCUUGUAAGUACACCUCCAUCACAUAUGAUUGGGGAUGAAAGAGAAAAUCUCCGUAUCAACGCCUGGAUUCGUGGAGGAAAAAACCAGGGAUUGUAUGUAAGGCCGCGUCUAUUUAUGCCAUAUUUUGAAGAAGUAAAAACACUUUUAGAAGAUCGAAUGCCAACGCACAAUCACGUAGAAAUAUUACGAAUGCGCACGACUAGGCAUCCUCCAAAUAUUCCAGACACAUUGUAUAUGGUAUCUCACUUAAAUUCUGGCUCAAACAGGGGUAUUGGGGCAGAAAGAAAUAAUGAUGAACAACAUUUUGGUUUUUUAGGGGGAGCAGUUGCAAUACCGCCACCGGACAACCAAACGUUAUUAGCUAUGCGGAAGCGUGAACAUAAAUUGCGUCAAUCACCAAUGUGCCAACGUGCAUUGCUGCUCCCUCUUUCGUCAAAAAAUGAAAUUGACCGGCAAAUUAGGCUUAGAGUUGUUAGAGAGUUUAAUCUUCCGGAUGAAGUAUCUGAUAUAUUGGGGAACUCUCUCCAAAUCAAUAAAGGAAGUAAUGAUCCCUCUAUAGAAGCAACUGUUACACCAUCAUCGGCCCAAAAUGAGGUUAGUUUACUUGAAGAUGAAAACCAGAGUCCCCCCCCUUCGCCAGCUGCUCAUGGAUCAGUUUCACAAUACACAAACGCAGCACCUUCGUUUCUAUCGACGGCUACAAUGGCAUCAUCAGUGUCGUCUUAUAAUACUGAUAUGGUUCACCCAUGUAACAACCGAAAUCUUACUUUUCCAAGACAUCACUCAACUGGUAUUAUUGGUGUAGCUAAUUUUAUGGCAUAUAAUUCUGGUCCUGGAGCACAGUGCAGCUACGCACGUCUUUCAAAUUCAAGUCAACAUCGUAACGAUUUGCCUGCCUUGAUAACUGAGGGCGAUUUUGGAUUUUCUCAUGAUAACAGUCUGGGGUCUGAUGCCGACACCGAGGGUGGAGCAUCUGCAUUAGAUGCCGGUAACAGUCAUCUUUCCGAAAUGAUGCCGGAUGUAGCUAUGGCUACGGCAUCGUUGGGACAGCUUCAUUUGACAAAUAGUGGAUCUGGGUGUAUUUCCACUAGCACACGCGCAUCAAUUAUUAAUAACGAGGUACCAGAAAGCUUGCAAUUGGAUUUAGGCGAUGGUCCAAGCCCCCAUGUCGUUGGAACUGCAACAAGUAGUAUUACUAUAAGUAAUAUUCAGCAACUGCCUCAAAAUAGUUACCACCAUUUUAGGCAUCGUUCAAAUUCACCUUUUGAAAUCCUGCGACAAGGGCAGGCCUCACCUACGUUGCAUCGCGAACAUUCCGGAAUGUUUAAUUCCGGUCCCCCCAGAUUUUUAUAGAGGCUGCAAAUUGGACCGACCAGGAAAAAUUAUUUAAGCAUGCCUUUCCGAGUAGAAUCCAAUAUAACUAUCCGCAAAGCUUAGAUAAUUAAAUAAAAUACUUAUAAAUUAUAAUCAAUUUCUUUUUAUCAUUGUAUGUAUAUUGAAAUAUAUGUGAAUUUGUUAACUCGUGUUGUAAA